Molecule: messenger RNA, 1557 nt
Organism: Sitophilus oryzae (rice weevil)
Lineage: Eukaryota; Metazoa; Arthropoda; Insecta; Coleoptera; Curculionidae
Product: ataxin-10
Exons: 4
Coding region: 129-1544 (471 amino acids)
Biological process (GO): neuron projection development
Cellular component (GO): cytosol
Source: RefSeq, a predicted model, not a curated record
AUUUGGUCACCAUCGAUUGUCAGAUGUCACAUGUAUACAAAUUUUUGAUGUGGUUAAUUCAAAUUGUUUAAAAAUUAAAUAAUGAGAUUUUAAAAACUUUGAAAAUAUAUACUUAUAUACUUUAUAUUAUGGAUCCCUCUACGUCCUAUUUUGCUUAUAGUAUUCAGGAAAUAUUUAAUCAAAAUAAUUUUAAUGAACUAAAUAAUAGCCUGAAAUGUUAUUAUAAAACUUAUCUACUAAAUAAGGAAGAUUUUAUUAUUUCAUCUGAAGACGUUGAUUGUUUAUUAAAUAUUGUCACAUAUAUUAACACAAGAUUUGGGUGGUACAAUAAUUUGGAAGUGCCUUUUCCUCAAGUCCUCACAGAAACAAUAAAGAUUUUAAGAGUGUUUGUUACCAAAAAGUGGAUUGCACAAUAUGUGAUAGAAAAUGCAAAAUUUUUUAGCGUUUUUAGUUUUUUAAUGACUUGUGUGUUUACAAAGAAGAAUGGACAAGAACUAUACACUAAAUAUUUAUUACAAAUGAUAGUAAACUUAUUAUGUAUUGGUAAAGAAAGUGACUGUGGGGAAUUUCAUUCAAAAGUAUUUAUCAAUUUUUCUUAUCAGUUAAAUAAUUUCUUUCGUGAAUGUUAUGGCUUUUCAUAUGAAAUUAGUGCUGUUAUUUACAAUCUGUUUUUAAAUAAAGAAAUCAGAGAUUUAAAAUUAAUUAAUUCAGUGAUAGAAAAUUAUGGAAAUUGCACUACUAGCAAUGAAUACUUAGAUUUUCUGUUGAACCAAAUAUGUUGCCAAAACUUUAUAUGGGCCUCUUAUGAAACUCUUCCACUGAAAUCAAGACUGAUUCUGUUAAACUAUUUGAAUGAACUUUUGGUUUCAACUAAUGCCAAUCUUAAACAAAAAUUAUCAAAUUCUUCACUUGAGAGGUUGUUACAAGUUUUUAACGAUUCUUCAAAUGUAGUUUUUCAAGUGAGUCAAGCAGGUUGUGCAGAAUCAUCACAAGAAGUUUCGUAUGUCUUGCAGUUAAUAUCAGUACUUUCUGCCAAUGAAAACUACAUAAACAUAUUACAAAGUAAUGUUGCUAUGUUUAUAAAUGCUGGAGUAUUAUUAGUUAAUAUACAUAGACUGGGAAAAUCAUCAGAAAAUGUCUUUAAACCCAUACAAAAAUUGUCUGAAAUUAAUAAUCCAAGCCAGGAAAUAUGGAAUAAUCCUGUGUAUGGAUUUAAAGCUUCAUUGAUAAGGUUGAUUGGAAAUUUAUGUUGGAAAAAUAAAAGACUACAAGAUUUGGCGCGAACUGCUGAAGUCAUUCCUAUUUUACUAGACUGUUGUAAUAUUGAUGCAAGAAAUCCAUUUAUCAUGCAAUGGGUGAUUUUAGCAAUAAGAAAUAUUUGCGAAAAUAACAAAACUAAUCAAGCUAUUAUCGAAGGUUUGACACAGCAAGGAAUGGUACAGUCAGAGAUUUUACAAGAGUUGGGUAUUAGCAGUAAUAACCAAGAUAAUUUAAUUGAGAAAUUUGUUAAUAUAGAUCUGAACAGGUCAGAUGGAAAUAAAUAAUAAUAAAUUACUA